AUGUCCAACGCGGUUUCAAAAUCGAUUGCAGCAAUGCUCGCCGUACGUUCAACAAAGUCCACCGCGCCCGGGGCGCCAGUCUCGACGUCGGCAGGUCCAAAAUCCAAACCAGAGGCGAUGGGAGCGCUGGCUGCUCUCGCUGCGCUGGUUGUCGUCCAGAAUCCGCACGUCUCAAAGACGCUCGCACCUAUAGCAGCCUCUGCGGCGGAUGCAAGCGUCAAGAAGAGCGAGUUAAGCAAAGAAGGAGAGGAGAAGAGCAUGAGCAAACGCAUAUCGGCAUUUAUGGAACGAAAGAGUACGGACAAGUCGCCGUCAACCCCCGCCACGAUAGAGACGCUCGUUGCGAACAUGGCCAAACUUACUGUCCAUGCGGAUCAGGGUGAGAUGAGCGACCGCCAUCGACGCCAGUUGUCCUCGCUCAGCAUCAACCGCGAGUCUACCGAGAGUGCAACUGUGGCUGUCGAAGAGGAUGAGGAAGAUGAGAGGAAGAUGAGGAAGAUGAGGAAGAUUACGUUGAAUCCUCUUCACCGAUUUCUUGGUGCAAUGAAAGGGGCCAACCGUGGCGCUCAGUCACAAAAGAAGAAACGCGGCUCUAUUAACGACCGCAUUGCAUCACAUCACCCUUGGGAACCUAGACCUGACGAGCAGGAUAUGGAGAUGUUCCGCAGGAGAUUGGCAAGGUUGCCCAGGUAUCUCCAAAAGGUGGUACUCAACUAUGGCGGCAACACCCACCGCGAAAUGCUCCAAGUCAUGUCUCGCCUGGAAGCGCAUCUUAUGGGUGGUGUACUCGAGGUUGUCUACAAGGGGGUAGACGACUACAAUCCAACCCCUUCGAAAACCAAAAAAAUACGAGCAAACCCGGGUGUCAAAGAGGUCUAUUGCCGUCUAUGCGGUGAUGGGCACAAUUACAAGACUGUCGGACAUGCUGCUGCUCACCUUACGGAGCGACACUGGGGGCUACGGCCGUGGCGAUGCCUGACAUGCGAUCAAAGCUUCGCCCACCCCGACCUACGGAUGCGUGCACAUACGGACGUGUGUUCUGCUUCUCAUGCUAGGCAAGUUGGACAGGGGCAAGCCUCGACGAGUGCCAACACGUUCGGUAACGUCUACUAUGGAGUCUAUGCCGGUACAAGCUCCAUUCCUUCCGGACAGAGCCCACCAGAAAACAUUGCAGAGCCGAGCUACCGAAACCCAGUGUUCAACCAUCAAACGCCCUCAGGCUCUCAGCAACAUCAGCUGCCUGGCCCUCGAUCUGGCUCAAACUUUGGCCAUACGCCGUCGCCUGAUCAACAUGAAGCCUACGAUUUUUUGUCUCAGCCAUCGUUAUCUCCCGAGGUCUCACCACAGACCUCUCAACCUCCUUAUACCCACUUCCAAUUGAUGAAUUCCAACGUUCAACCAACUCCAUUGCUGGAUCCUUACAACUCGCCCGAUCAUCCACAGAUACAUCAGAUUGCCUCGCCUCAGAGCUACGAGGUUUCGCCCGUCGGACAAGAUCCGAAUGAUGCAUGGUUGCAUGUUCCGCCUUCGAGGCUGGAUCAAAGGAUGAUUCCUAACGAUGAACGAAUGACCACGUUUCCUCCCCCAGGUCUAUCGCAGCCUCGGUCUACACGCUUGGACGCUCGUUCAAGCACGGCAUCGCGUGACGAGACAACGUACUCUCUAAGGCAAAGAUACGCCGGCCCCACAAACGGAUCGCAGAGCGUAUGGCAAACUGCUCCUCCUGUCCAAAUACCUCUAGCGCACCCGUCGAACGUGCAUGGAUUGCCCCACGACGAGCCCGCGAGAAGGUGUAUCCUCAAGCGCAACCAGGCCAAGCUCGCCCCAGCUUGGUCGUCUAUCCUUCCCCUGGGGUCCACCAGCCAAAUACACAACUACAGUCGACGCUUCCGCCGAGGCAAGAUCUUGAGCCGCUGUUCGACUUGUCGCAAUCACGCUUUUGGCCAGGCAACUUUGACCCCAAUCACCCUCCGCCGCAAUGAAGAGGUGAGGGCAAGUCGAGAGCUGAGGACUAUGGACUCGAAACGGACCUUUUCCUACCUCGCAUUUGUAUCAAUUACUUAUCGGGUCUCUAUACUGUAG
Messenger RNA from Serendipita indica DSM 11827, 2082 nucleotides. NCBI's taxonomy places the organism in Eukaryota, Fungi, Basidiomycota, Agaricomycetes, Sebacinales, Serendipitaceae. The record is from the annotation of a GenBank genome assembly.